Messenger RNA from Guillardia theta CCMP2712, 1129 nucleotides. RefSeq lists its product as hypothetical. The transcript has a single exon. Bases 184 to 486 code for a protein of 100 amino acids. Lineage: Eukaryota; Cryptophyceae; Pyrenomonadales; Geminigeraceae. The record is from RefSeq and is a predicted model, not a curated record.
AUGAUACAUGACUUGCUUUAUCUGAAAAGCUCUUAAACGUGACUGAAUAUUGUCUCACUAAAUUCCAUCGCCUCGGAAAUCCUCUCACGAACUUUCGAACUUCCGGGCCUUGAGUUUGUCAAAUCUGCAGGCUCUCAUUAUUCAGGAGAUUGCUGUGAAGUCAUCAAUGCCGACCCACCUGAUAUGCUCUCUGUCGAGGCAGUCGAUUUUUCCUCGACCACGAAAUUCUUGGAAGAGUUCGAUCGUCUGCCAGCAAGGUCAUCUACAAAGGCCUCCAAGGUGUGUGUGUGUGUGUACAAGAAAUCUGGCUUCGAGGACAAGGGCCUCCUCCGAGGAGGUGACACUGAUCGGACGGUCUCGCGGCCCUUGUACGACGGUUGGCCCGACAGGGGUCUUGCCCUCGUGAGCCUCAGCUUCAGCUCAUCCUGUAGCUCCUUCAUCUCUUUGAUCUGCUCCCUUCAACGCAAGUCAGCACGACACGGUUGACCCCGCAGGACAUACUUGGUGGGGAAGACAGUCGGGGAAUCAGGAGGAGUCCGGCUGGGCGAAGCUCCGUCGACAUCGCCAUCGAGCUCCAAUUGUAACGCUGCUGUUGCUUCCAUGAGCGUGCUGAUGAGCAAGUGAGUCGGCAAAAGAGUCGCGGGAGGUGAAGCCAUGGCCACUCACCGAUGUAUCUUGUCGUUGACUUGUUUGAGAGCCCCGCUGUAUUGAAAGUCGUCUCCCACUUCUGCGACUCCGUAGUGAAAAGGUCGAGAGGACAGCGCCAGAUCAAACUUGGCAGUACACACCGUGAGCAUUCUCAGCCUCUGCACCGUCUCUUGGUGUCUCUGGUUGGAGAUUCCUCGAUGAGGUCUGUAUCAUCGUCGACAUGAGGUAGUUGGUGUCCUUAGAUGCAGACUCUUCUGCCGGGAGCGACGGCUGCGAGAAGUUGAGUUCUUGUGUACUCAAGCAGUCGAAUCAGAUUCAGUCACCUUCCUCUCACUGUUUCCACGGAGUUUUGAAAGUACAGAGGCCACAGCACCAUCGCCUUGCUUGUAUUCGACUGCCGCGGUAGCGUCUGCCAAGAAGAUCAGAUUGUCCUCUUCAACUGUGUCCUCAGACUUUGAGAUCCAGCGCUGAGGUCUCGAUU